This is a messenger RNA of Amblyraja radiata (thorny skate), 5211 nucleotides long. RefSeq names its product leucine-rich repeat transmembrane protein FLRT1. NCBI's taxonomy places the organism in Eukaryota, Metazoa, Chordata, Chondrichthyes, Rajiformes, Rajidae. Bases 282 to 2300 code for a protein of 672 amino acids. The transcript has 3 exons. The record is from RefSeq and is a predicted model, not a curated record. Gene Ontology annotation, molecular function: protein binding.
GUCGGCAGGAGCACUCAGUUCGCCAGUUGAGCUCUUGCAGCGGGUACUAGUCUGCUUGUCUAACACAUCUUUGGAACAUUGAGACCCAACCUGUUUUUUCUGUUGCUUGAUGUAUGAUCGUUCAGUGGCUGUGUACCUUGCUCGUGCUUUCUGACUUCAGGAGUGUUUUUUCCCCUCGCUUAGUGGAAUAUCUCUUGUGUUUUAUGGGGGCUGCAUUUGAAUCACAGUGCCUGAAGACGAGCAAACCUUGAACAGCAAUCAAACAUCAAGCAAGUCCGUGAAUGACUGGAACAACCUUCAAGAGGAAAAUCAAGAUUAUAAGUGGGCAAAAAUAUAAAAUUUCCAAUCUCCAUAUGCUGCUACAAACAAUGGAUUUCAAAAAUUGUUUGCUAUUCUGCGUUACCAUACCAGCACUGCUAAUGCCAAGAGUUCUAUCUACUUGUCCUUCUAUGUGUCGAUGUGACAAUGGAUUUGUUUACUGUAAUGACCGUGGCUUGACAUCAAUUCCUGCCAAACUACCAGAAGACUCCACAACUCUUUUCCUACAAAAUAACCAGAUUAACAAUGCUGGAAUUCCAAACCAACUGAAGAUUCUAUUGAGCAUAAAAGUGAUUUACAUUUAUGAAAAUGCAUUGGAUGAGUUUCCAAUAAACCUCCCCAGAUCACUGAAAGAGCUGCAUCUUCAGGACAACAACAUUCGAGCCAUUACUCAUGAUGCACUCGCAAGAAUUCCUUUGUUGGAAAAGUUACAUUUGGAUGAUAAUUCAGUGUCCACAGUUAGCAUUGAGGAAGACGCUUUUGCUGACAGUAAGCACCUUAAAUUGCUUUUUUUGUCAAGGAACCAUCUCAGCAGCAUCCCUACUGGUCUUCCUAAAACACUGGAAGAAUUGAGAUUGGAUGACAACCGGAUUGCAACCAUUCCACAGUAUGCAUUCAAAGGUUUGAUCAAUUUGAGGCGCUUGGUAUUGGAUGGUAAUCUUUUAGCUAAUCAAAGAAUUGCAGAUGAGACUUUCAGUAGACUUCAAAAUUUGACUGAACUUUCAUUGAUCAGAAACUCUCUGAGUUUUCCACCAUCAAAACUACCUGGUUCAAAUUUACAGAAGCUCUAUCUUCAAGAUAACCUCAUUAGCUACAUUCCACCCAAUGCUUUUUCUAAAAUGAGACAGAUACAGAGACUGGAUAUCUCAAAUAACAAUUUAACAAAUUUGCCCAAAGGAGUCUUUGAUGACUUGGUGAACUUGAGUCAGCUACUCUUACGCAACAAUCCUUGGUACUGUGGCUGCAAGAUGAUGUGGCUAAAAGACUGGUUACAAACAACUGCAUUUCAUGUCAAUGUGAGAGGGUUGAUGUGCCAAGGCCCAGAUAAAGUUCGAGGAAUGGCAGUCAAAGACAUCAAAACAGAAAUGAAUGAGUGUUUUGAGAUUGGAUUGCAUGGUGGCAAUACAGCUCUGAAGACAACCCCAAUUGUAUAUACAAUAACUGCCACUCAAGGAUUACAAUUCACAUAUAAACCAAGGCGACCAUAUCUUAAGUCACCAGAUUUAGACGUGGACCAUCCUUUGUCAGGAGGGUCAGGAACAAAACCAAUAAUCAUUAACGUUAUGCCUUUAACUGCUGAUAGUAUUCGUAUAACAUGGAGGGCAAUGUUGCCAGUCACAUCCUUUAGGCUUAGUUGGCUUAGACUUGAUCAUAACCCAUCAGUUGGGUCCAUCACUGAAACCUUGGUACAAGGAGAUCAAACUGAAUAUCUUCUCACAGCUCUUGAACCCAAGUCAACCUACAUCAUCUGCAUGGUAACAAUGGAAGCCAGCAAUUUUUAUGUAAGAGAUGAAACUCCAGUCUGUGCUAAAGCAGAGACCGCUGAUCUAUAUAGUUCUACUACAACACUAAACAGGGAGCAAGAAGAAUCGGACCAUGUAGCCUUUCCACUCGCUGGGAUUAUUGGAGGUGCCUCAGCCUUAGUUUUUAUUAUUGUUGUCCUUGCUGCAUUCUGCUGCUACAUCAACAACAAUAGGAAUGUUUUCUCACAGGAUCAACCAUACAAUAGAGGUUGUAGGAAAAAGGAUGACUAUGCAGAAGCAGGGACAAAGAAAGAUAAUUCAAUUUUAGAAAUCAGAGGGAGUGGGUUUCAGAUGAUUCCUCUCAAUAACCAACAGCGACCAAAGGAGGAAUAUGUCAUUCACACCAUAUUUCCAUCCAAUGGGACAAGUCUUUACAAGAACAGUCAUAGUACAGCACUUGGCAGUAACAGAGGUUACAGAGACGGUGGUAUACCAGAUGCCGAAUACUCUUACACGUGAUUGCAGUGAUGCUUCCCUGCAUUAUUAUCUCCAAUGCACUGCUAAACAAAAGAUAUUUAAAAAUAAAAUCAUAAAAACCAUUAGGGACAAAACACAAAGUCCAGCAGAAUAUGCCUGGCACGAUAUUUUGUACAUUUGUCAUAUAAUUUAUAUUUAAUAUGCUUAAAAGAUUAAAAAAGCUGGAUAUUUAGAAAGAAAACACAGCUUCCUAAUUGUAUUCAAGCCAGACUUUCGUUCGCAUUUUGACUAGAAGUGGGAUUAAGAAUGAAGAUCCUACUCUGGAAUCAUCAGGCAGUCUAAAGACUACCAAGCUUUUUGAUUGUCAAACAGGUAAACAACGUAGAUAUUUUUUAAAUCAAUCAGUCUUUCCCCACCACUUUGAAGAUUUACUCAAUAUGGUCCAACAAGAGGCUAUUAACAUGCACACAUAUAUUUACAAUAUACAUCCGUUUCUUUGUGCAGGAUUUAAAUAUUCCCCACACUUCCAGUAGUUCCAUCUGUUGAUGCUAUGUUUUCCUUAUUUCUGUAAUGGUAUUUUAAAAGAGGAAACUAGUUUUAAAAUAUUUAGUUCUUUAUGACGUUUUAAGAGCUUUUUGUAAUUGGGAAAAGAAACAUAAUUUGAAGAUAAUUCUACUGAAACAUUCUUUUAAAAUUCAAGUUAGAAAUUUGUGUAUUGUAAAAAUAAAGAUCUAGAUUGUGAAUUACAUGUCCUUAGAUGUCACACCAAAUAGAUGUAAUAUAGGUAUCUGACCUGCGAUGCUGUUUAUUUUUCUCCUCAACUUAAAUUUCUGUGGACUACUGUGGGGAAAAUGGCAAAAAUUGCAACUAAAAUGAAUUGUUUUCCCAAAAGCAAAUUUUGCAAUUAAUUUGAAUAACUAUGAGUCUGUUUUGUUCUGUAGUACAUUUAUUCCUACAACACAAAGUGUAGAAAAUUGACAUGUCAUGGUGUAUUUGGACACGGCUUAGCCAAAACUCUCUGCCAUAAAUAUGAUCUCCUGCUUCCUAUGUGAUAAAUGCUCCUUGGUUUUGAAGAAAGUAAUACUAUUUCAAAAAUGACCAGUAAAACUAAAUAUUGGAAGGGUUAAUAGUAUUUUCUCCUUAUAAUAAAUUAAAUUGAAUGUUGCGAAAAGAACAAAUUCAAACUGAAGCAAACCUAGGAUGGUGUUAAAUAUUUUAUUAGAUGAUAAAAGGCUACAUUUUUCAUGGAAAAUAUGUCCCAAGUUACCACAAACGUACAAGUGUAUUACCUACAGCUAACCUAAGAAUCUGAGUCUCAAAUUCUUCACUGUAAUGUCAGCUUUUUGGCUUCUGUAUGGUGAUCGUCUAGAAAUCUGUUUUUAUAUACAGAGAAUUCCUUCAGGGAAUCUUUACUGAAAGGAAAGAUUUUAACUGUUCACAAAAGUCUUCAUUUGAUCACUGUAAAUUAAUGGUAAGGUUUCCUGAACAUUUGAACUGAUAGUCUCAAAUCUAUACAAGUGCCAGAUGCAUUCAUAAACUGGAUUGACAAUUAACAUAAAUAAUAUGAAGAUCACAAAAGUUUGCCUGUAAAUAUAUUUUUCAAUUUAUCAUGAUCAAGUUACAACUGAUCUUUUAAAUAAAUCCUCUUCUUAAUAUGUAAAAUGUUCUAAUAUUUGUGUGACCCUAAAUAUAGUAAAUUAGUAAUUUCUAUUUCCAGACUAAUGAUGGUGUAAUUGUAGUUAUAUCAUCUAACCUUUCAUUUCUCUGCUCUAAUUUGUUUUUAAAUAACCAUAAAGUAUUGAUUUAUUUUCAAUCAGACAAUUUGAAUGAGAAUAUUAACUACAGUUUUUUUUUCACUUCCAUCCUACCUCCACAACCCCAGUAGUUUUAAAUUACUUUCUGAAUUGUAAUUAGAAAGGUUAACAAAAAGUAAUAGAAUGUUGUCAAGACUGGCAGGGUAUGAUUUGCAUUCUGGAUAGACUCGAUAUUCUGCACUUUGACUUGGAUAAUGACAUGUACAUAAUAAUUUCACAUAUCUAGAUAUCUGUCUGUCACUCAAUUGAGCUCAGAUCAAAAGCAGAACCACCCAACUAACUUGCCUACUAUACGAAUGUAAGCAUUUAUGCUAAAACUGUAAUAAACACUCAAGCUAAAAUGUUUGUUAAAAAUGCUUCACUUUAACAAACCAUUUAAUAAAACGUUAUGUAAAAUGUUUAUCUCAACCACCCAGAAUAUAAUUAAAAUGCAGUGCAUAGUGCAGGGAGUAGAGUGCAUAAAAUAAAAUAUUGAUUCUAAUUCGCAGCACCAUUCAAGAGCGAUGUAAAUUUACAGGUUUAAACUGAGAGCACACCUCAUUGUUGUGCGAUACAUUUUCAAAAUGAGAAAAACGAGCUACCAGCAAUCUUUGCAGCAUCACUCUCCUACACAGGAAAACUGCCAAUAUUUCCACCAGAUUGAUUUACAAAUUAUCCUAAGCAGUCAGGCAUGAAUAAUGACUUGCUCCGAUGUUACUUGCAGAUCUGAACAUCCAGCAUUCUCGACUUUGUCAAUGCAGCUAUACUGACCAUAAAGACAAUAUAUACUGGCUGAUAAACAAAAAAAAUAGUUUUAGAGCAUGUACUGCAAGUAAAAUCCAUUAUGUCACCCAUCCUUUUGAUUCAUGCUUUUGCUUCAUUAUUUUGCAAAUCUUAUGCUAUGAACAGUAAGUGUUCCACCAUUAAUUAAACUGAAAAUGAAUUUGAUCCUUAUAUGUCCCAGGGAAUUACAAGCUGGCCAUCUUAGUGAACAACAAGGAAUGAAGCUCUUCUGUGAUAUGACUGAUUUUACCCAAAAAUGGUGCUUCUCACAUUUGGCAAACAAAGUACAGGAGAAGGUAGCAAAGAGCACCCCUUGGCAUAUGCCAUUUUAUUAAGCAGUUAUCGCCCAUUUAGAAAGCAAAGGAAAAUUAGACUUU